Messenger RNA from Serinus canaria (Common canary), 6877 nucleotides. RefSeq names its product protein zyg-11 homolog B. NCBI's taxonomy places the organism in Eukaryota, Metazoa, Chordata, Aves, Passeriformes, Fringillidae. The record is from RefSeq and is a predicted model, not a curated record. The transcript is spliced from 14 exons. Gene Ontology annotation, cellular component: Cul2-RING ubiquitin ligase complex. Bases 2844 to 5051 code for a protein of 735 amino acids.
AGCCGCUUCUCCCGCCCCUUUGCCGGCUGGUCCUCAGGUCACACCCCCCGUCUGUUCCCCAGCCUCCCUUCGCACCCCUUCCCUUACAGCUCCUCUCAUUGCCCUUGCUCUUGUGCGCUCCCGGGGUCAUCGGGAACUCUGACGGUUCAGCAGUUUUAAGCGAUAACACACUGUUAGAACUUUAAUUUCAGAGUUUUGCGCCACCGGAUGCGUAUUCCCGGGGUCUGAUUCUGCACAACCCACAGACUGAGACAUGACAGUACAUUAAUUGUGCUCUGCAUGGCCUAGGAGCACGGCUGCUUUCCCUAUUCCUCAAUCUCCCUCCUGCACACUUUUGUCUAGAUUAACAGCUCGAUAAUUUCCAAAACCGUUUUAGAACAGAGGUGCUGCUGUGAGAGACUGCUCCCAGCCACCACUCCUUUCUGCGGUACCACAAAAGCUCUCACAGGUGCUUUUUGAAGUACUGGAACCUGCACUGAGCAGGCAGUGCUGGGGCACUGGGAACACCCAGAAACGGGUAAGCACCGAACACACAAAGAACCCUGGCUCUCCUGGAUCUGAGAAUCCACCUGCCAUGGGCAGGGAUACCUUCCACUAUCCCAGGUUGCUCAAAGCCCCAUCCAGCCUGGUCUUGAACACUUCCAGGGAUGGGCACCCACAACAUUAUGGAUUAAUUUAACCCAAAUGUAAUAAUAGAAUACUUAGAGAAAACAUGGCACACUAUCCAAUUCCAGCAGUACUAAACACAAGUUGAAUUUUUUGUGAGUAAAAUAGCACAUUAGAAAUCUGUGUGGUGAAUUGCUUACAAUAAUCUGAGUUUGAGUUAAAAUAAAUUUCCAAUAAUAUUUUCAGUAUUUUCAAAUGCUUUGUCCUUGAUUAUUUAAGUAGAAUAACACCAACUUGUCAAAUUUUUGGGAUAAAUAAAACUCAGUUAAAUCCUAUGCAGUCUCCCAUAGGAAGAAACUUUAUCCUUUAUUAAGAGCUAGAGCUAAUUUUGACCAACCAUCACCAGCUGGACUGGCAGCAAACCCUGCUAGGUGCAUAGUUGAAACACCAGUAUUUCCUUAAAACUUUUUAGACAGUUAAAAAUUUGGUGUGGCAUUAAAACACAUUUUCCAUAUGCAGCUAAAUUCUUGUUUUCAAUACGUAUUGACCAAAACCUAAUGGCAUGUGUGUGAGACUGCACAUUGCUUGGUCAGUGCUGGCUGCAAUCUGAGAAUGUUAGUGUGAGUCUCCAUUCUGGAUGGGGCCUUUAGAAGAUGAACUGCUUUUGUACCAGCAACACUGUUUCUCUGGAAAUACAGCUUUGAAAACAUUUCAGUUUGCACAGGCUCAGUAGAAAUUCCUUGAGUUUAUUAGUUUAAAUCCUUGAAGAGUCUGCUCUUGCUGGGAUUUUGUCUUUGCAGCUUCUGAUGCCGAUGCUGAGCCUGUGCCAACUCAACCAUAUGGCUGCUCCAUACCAGGAGUGGACUCCUGAGUACAGCAAGGCAGGCUAAGAACAGGCACUGGGAGCAGGGGGUCAGGCUGUCACUGAAAGUUUUCACUGCCUGAGCCCAGUUCCUAUCAUAAAUUCGGAAAACAGGACAUCUGGUGAUAGGUCAGAGUGAAUCAGUGAAUUUUAAUAGCCACUGAAGGAACAGUCUGGAAGCUUGCAAAGACAUUACGAAGUGGAAGAAACACGUAAUGGACUAAGAAUAAGAGUAUGAGCUGCUUCCUUAUCUAAGCUAAUAUCUGCGUCCAUAAUUAUAUAAGUUGUUUCUUCUAAGCAGAUUAGGUUUUUAAGUGGUUAAAUUCAGAACAUGGAGAUUCUUAAUUCUGUGCUUGUCAGAUCCUGAGCAUGUAAUUUAUUCUCUCUACAUGAGCAGACUAAUCUAAAGAAUUGGAACUAUAAUGGACCUUUGUUAUGCAGUCCUUAAGCUGGUGAAACUGUGUUUCAUAGUAUUAUAGAAUCUUUUGCCAUCUUGUAAAGAAAGAAACAUAAAUAAUUUCAGCAAAUGUUCCUUAAUAUUUAUUUAUGUGUCUUGCUGGUUUACAAACAACAGUUACCCAAAGCUUCUGCAUGUAGAAUCAUCAAUUCUUUUACAUAAAUUCUGUAUUCUAAUUUUUUUUAUUUGGAUAAGGUAUUUGUAUCACUCUCUACUUUGUAUCCUGAAAUAAGAAAUAACUGUAUUCUCUUGACCAACAGUGCAUUGUAUGUAUUGGUUGGGAGAGUGUUUUCUUCACGACUACUGUUAUCUGAAACCUGAAAUUACUUUGUACGGAAUGGUUUAUGCUUACAGCAAAGCUCCCCUCCAAAGCAGGCGGCAGAACCUAUUGUACUGGUGCACGUUAUUAUUCGUAUUACCAGAAUAAACCAGUUUGUGCAGGAAACUUAAAGUGCAGAGGCUUGAGAGCACGAAGCGUGAAGCUGACGCCAGUUCAUGGCUGUGAAAGGUCCCCAGGGCCACAGAGCUGCUGCUCACCUGCCCCAGCCGGCCGCGCACCGGCACCUCAGAGUUCUCGGGUCCCGGCUCCACCACCGGAGCAACCAUGCCGAAGAAAAGGUCCCACACACUCGUAGCGAGAGAGGCCGAUGCGCUUUGCUGAGCAAUGGCCCCUUCUCCCCACACUUCGAGCCGUAAACGCGAGUGUUGAGGCUCCGCUCCCCGAGCACGGAACGAACCUGUGCUGGCGCAGCCCCUUUAAGGGAGGCGGGAUCCCGGCCGGCUGAGGCAACAUUUACUUCCAGGUCGGGGGGGUAAACACGGGGGAAGGGAGGGAGGGAAAGAAAAAAAGCGAAAAGAGAAGGAGCUCAGCGACGGGACCGGCUGGCUGGGCGCUCGCCGGCGGCACCCAGCGCCGCGAUGGAGGAAGCUUCUCCAUAUUCUUUACUUGAUAUCUGUUUGAAUUUCCUGACUGCCAACCUAGAGAAGUUCUGCACAGAAAGGCAAGAUGGAACAUUUUGCUUGCAGGAGCCAGGAAUGUUCCCUCAAGAGGUGGCUGAUCGACUGCUGCAGACGAUGGCAUUUCAUGGGCUUCUGAACGAUGGGACCGUGGGCAUCUUCCGAGGCAACCAGAUGCGCCUGAAGCGAGCCUGUAUCCGCAAAGCCAAAAUCUCAGCCGUGGCUUUCCGCAAAGCUUUCUGCCAUCACAAGCUGGUGGAGCUGGAUGCCACGGGGGUCAAUGCAGAUAUAACAAUCACAGACAUUAUCAGUGGACUGGGCAGCAAUAAGUGGAUCCAGCAGAAUCUGCAGUGCCUGGUGCUGAACUCACUGACUCUUUCUCUGGAAGACCCUUAUGAGAGGUGUUUCAGUCAGCUCUCCGGGCUCCGUGCGUUGAGCAUCACCAACGUGCUGUUCUACAACGAGGACUUGGCAGAUGUUGCUUCACUUCCCAGGUUGGAAAGCCUGGAUAUAUCCAACACCUCUGUCACUGACAUAACAGCACUCCUCACCUGCAAAGACCGACUCAAGUCUUUGACCAUGCACCACCUGAAAUGCUUGAAAAUGACCACGACCCAGAUUCUGGAUGUUAUAAGAGAACUGAAGUACCUGAAUCACCUUGAUAUUUCGGAUGACAAACAGUUCACGUCGGACAUAGCUCUUCGUUUACUGGAACAGAAAGAUAUCUUGCCUAACCUUGUGUCUUUGGACAUUUCUGGAAGAAAACAUGUCACAGAUAAAGCUGUACAAGCAUUCGUUCUGCAGCGGCCCACGAUGCAGUUUGUAGGACUGCUAGCUACUGAUGCCGGCUACUCAGAGUUCUUAACAGGAGAAGGAAACCUGAAGGUGUCAGGAGAAGCAAAUGAAACUCAGAUUUCAGAAGCACUGAAGCGGUACAGUGAGCGGGCCUUCUUUGUGAGAGAAGCACUCUUUCAUUUAUUCAGCCUGACACAUGUAAUGGAAAAAACUAAGCCUGAAAUUUUAAAGCUGGUGGUGAUCGGCAUGAGGAACCACCCCCUGAACCUGCCCGUGCAGCUGGCGGCGAGCGCCUGCGUCUUCAACCUCACCAAGCAGGACCUGGCGGCCGGGAUGCCCGUGCGGCUCCUGGCAGACGUCACUCACCUGCUCCUCAAGGCUAUGGAGCACUUCCCAAAUCAUCAGCAGCUGCAAAAGAAUUGCCUUCUUUCGCUAUGCAGUGACAGAAUCCUUCAGGAUGUCCCAUUUAACAGGUUUGAAGCAGCCAAACUUGUUAUGCAGUGGUUGUGUAAUCAUGAAGAUCAAAACAUGCAAAGGAUGGCUGUAGCCAUAAUUUCCAUUCUUGCUGCAAAGCUUUCAACAGAGCAAACAGCUCAGCUUGGUGCAGAACUCUUCAUUGUUAGGCAACUUCUACAAAUAGUUAAACAGAAAACAAAUCAGAAUCUUGUAGAUACCACCCUCAAGUUCACAUUGAGUGCGCUCUGGAACCUCACAGAUGAAUCUCCAACAACGUGUCGGCACUUUAUUGAAAACCAAGGGCUAGAACUUUUCAUGAGAGUCUUGGAGUCUUUUCCAUCUGAAUCAUCCAUCCAACAGAAAGUUCUUGGACUUUUGAAUAACAUAGCUGAAGUGAAAGAACUCCAUUCUGAGUUAAUGUGGAAGGACUUCAUAGACCACAUCAGUAAAUUGUUGCACAGUGUGGAGGUGGAAGUCAGCUACUUUGCAGCAGGGAUUAUUGCUCAUUUGAUAUCUCGAGGAGAGCAGGCCUGGACGUUAAGUCGCAGCCAGAGGACAUCUCUCCUCGAACAGCUGCAUACUGCCAUUUUGAAUUGGCCAACCCCAGAAUGUGAGAUGGUGGCUUACAGGUCUUUCAAUCCAUUUUUCCCACUACUUGGCUGUUUCAUGACACCUGGUGUCCAGUUAUGGGCAGUGUGGGCCAUGCAGCACGUCUGCAGCAAAAAUCCCGCCAGAUACUGCAGCAUGUUAAUUGAAGAAGGUGGCUUGCAGCAUUUGUACAACAUCAAGGAAAAUGUCCACACUGAUCCCCACGUCCAAAGGAUUGCUGUUGCCAUCCUGGAUAGUUUAGAAAAACACAUUAUGCGCCAUGGGAGACCACCACCGUGUAGAAAACAACAACAAACAAAACCAAACUGAAAGCUGCAGGUAGAGGAGUGUAAAGUAUUGUCUCUGUAAUAAUCCUCUCUGAUAUGUGUGUAGUUGGAGUAACUUAUAAUAUAUUGGUCACCAUUAAAGUGAUCUGCUGGUAACUGUGGUACCCAAACCAUGUGUGGUAACCUUGCUGAACGUCACCUUUAAUGGCAACCUCGUGCACAACUUGUAAAGGGUCACAGCUUGAGCUGGUCAUGCCUGCAGGGUUAGUGCUGGCUACCAGGAGAUGGGACUUGUACAGAUCCAUAUGCACAGCUGGAAAGAAGACUUCAAGGAGUACCUUGUUUUGUGACUUCUGAGAGAAAAGGUUGUUCCAUCCUUGUUAUUGCUGUUCAUAACACUGUUCACCAGUUUGGUGUAUGAAUAAAACCGUGUGUGGUUGUGAGAUCAAACAAACUUACAGACUAAAACAAAAGUCCAUGCAUGCAGGUGACAGAGAGACUUGUAACUAAGGUGACCAAAAUGUCCAUUGUCUCUUCACCCUUCUAGACACAACUGGGGUCUUGAGUUUCCUUUUCCUUUUGCCUGCAAGCCAUGUUCUUUUGUUUUCCUUACUGCUGGGAUGAUGCAUUUUUACAGUUCAUUUCUCCAGAGUCCUCCCUGCUCCUGUCAAGGUGGGGACCAGCAUCACAUUCAGGGAAAGGGGAAACCCAUUGAAGUAAAACAGUAGAAACAGAACUUAAAUGAGACAGUACUAAAAGAAUGUUUGAGAAUUUAAAUUUUAUAACAAGAAUGGGAUUUUGUUGUUGUGUGACUACUUUUGGUUGUGUGUGAUAUCUUUCUUUUGUUUUUAGAAUACUCAUGGGGAUAGGAGAAGGCUCAUUAGAGCAAAAUAACUGACAUGACUUCAUCAUGGAGGGGGUUGCAUGUAUUCCUAGAAGGUUGGGAUAUUUGGUCACCUUAUUUAUAAGAGACUAAUAAUUUCUUUCAUUUUCUGUAAAUAUUCUGUGAGUAUUGUGUAGUGAAUUAUAUUUCCAAGCCAUCACAGUGAGUGCAAAGUAUCACCCAAUGUUCUGUGUGAGCCCUGUGUCAAUUGCAUUGUUUUGUGGAGUAUGAAAUUUUACAUAAAGAUUCUAAUUGUAACAGCCUAUUUCUUUCUUGGUUACCUUUGGGUUUUGAACUGUGUGUUGAAUGAAACAUAUUGCACAGUGUACAGAUGCCUGAUACAAUGCAAGUGAUGGAAGCAAACUGCAUGUCCAUUCAAAUGCAAUUUAAUUUCAGGUGUUGUUUUUGUUUAUCUGCUUAGUCUCCAUAUUUCCAUGGCAACUGAUUUGAUAUUCAGAGACUCUUCUGUAAAUAUUGGGUAAUUGAAUUUAAAAAGAAGACUUAUGUUUGGUAGCUUACCAGCAGAAAUGGCUUCUUCAUGAUGACUGUAUUUUACUAUUUUUAGAUCCUUUCCCUCCCAACUCCCAUCCUUCACAUAAAAACCCCACCUUUAAUCUUCAAUAACCUAAUUAAUGUGUAUUUCAGCAACCUCAAAAGGUACUGAUCCAGUAAUUUAAUCAGUGUUGCGUAAUUGUUUUUUGUACUAGAAUAUAAUUUUGGCUGGCAUCAUUUUAAUCUGUGGAUCUGGUUAUAUAAAGUUUUCUCAAUUCCAACAGAAAUUCAGCUGGCUGUAGCUUUGAAUUAUGAAGGUGGUUUAAAAAUUAAAAACAGCCUACAGGCUUUUACCCACCACCCUUCUAAGAUGUCUGCUAUGGAAUUUCCUUUACAUGAAAUGGAACACAAAACUUGUCAAAAUUGGUGUCAAUAGAAUGAAUAUAAAUCAAUUGCUAUAAGAUUUUAAAAUAAAGAUGACAACUCUCCUUACA